AUGGUUGCCCAGAAAGCCCCAGAGUCCCCAACGGAACAGGCAGCUGCGCUGUCGACGUCCUGGGAUUCUCGUUUCGCGUGGAACACCAGCGCGCCAGCGUUUGUCCCCCAGGGCGGCCAACUCUACGAUUUCAACGCCUCGCCCUGGCAUCCUGGCCCCGCUCAGCCCAGGACCUGCGACCCCGGGGCGGCGGUGCAGACCUCCUCUCUCCGUCGGGCUCGCUGGCUGCCAGGCCGCGGGCAGGAGCAGGGCCAGCGCCCGCAGGCAGCCGCCAGGCUGGCGGCGGCCCCUGCGUACGGGCCCCGCCCGAGCCGGGGCGGCGAAGGUCCACAGCUGCCUCAGCACGCGAGACCCCGGGGCCGCCCGCGGCAGCCGCGGGGCCGCGGCGGCAGCGCGGAGGCGGCCGCGGGGCCCAGAGAGGACUGCUUCGGGCGCCAGGCGAGAGCGAUCCCGCCGGCGCGCGACGGCCCCCCACUGCCGCCCGGGAUUUGGCGGGCGCAGUGCCCCAGGGGCCGUGCAGCGCGGCUGCUGCGGCGCGGCGGCGAGGGCUAUGACGCUGCCGCGGCGGCCCCGGCGGCCGCGGCGGGGCCGGCGCCCGCUGCCGGCCGCUCGGCGCGCGAGGCGCAGCCUGACAGCGAGGAGCUGUUCUACCACGUGACGUGCAAGAACACGUUCAUUGAGGUGACGGCCGAGCCCGCGGUCGCGGCGGGGAGCCGCCCGCAGUCCGCGCCGCCGCCCUUGCGGGCGAGGUGGCUCGGGACGCAGGCGGGCGGCGCGAUCCCACUCGGCGCCGUCGCUCGGCAGGUGCGGGCCCCAGACGGCCAGAAGACGCUCGGCGAGGUCCAGGCCUCGGCGCGCCCAGGCGGGGGGUCGCCAGGGGAUCUCGAGCUCGGUCGCCGGAGAGCGGAGAGGCUCGGCGCCAUGGCACUGGCCGCCACUGCCAGCGCGGGCAGGGGCCCCGCGCCGCGGGCCGGCCGCGCAGGCCUGGCGGCCGCGAGGGCAGCGCCGCGGAGGUUGUCUGCCCCCUCGCCGCCCCGAGCGGGGAGGCGUCGGCCUGCCAGGGUGGCGGCACCGAGUUGGGCGGAGGGCGAAAGGGUCGCGCUCGCUCGCCUCGACGAGGACCGCCGGGUUCACGCCGACUUCCUGAGCGCGCUCCCGUCGGAGAGCAGCCGCAGCGGCCGGGCCACGCCGCUGCCUGGCUCCUCCCCGGGCCUGGGCGCCCCGCUCGCGGGCGGCGUGAAGCCCCCCACCAUGGGCGCCGUGGGCGGGCUUGCGGCCGCGGCCCUCUGCCGCGGCAUGUCCGACGCGUCGGGCGAGGAGUGGGUGGACGGCGCGGAGGACGAGGGUGGUCCGUGCGCGAAGAUCCAGUCCUCUUGCGCAAUGAUGAGCAUUGGGCUUGUCCUGUUCCCCCUCUCCCUGUAUAUGGUCGGCUGGAACGAGAACAACUACGUGUGUGAGAAGACUCGAAUCCUCUUCGCGGGGGACAACGCCGAAGAAUUGGGAUGUGACAGUAGAGGCGUGAGCAACCAGUUCGGAUAUUUCUCAUGUGGUCUAGACCCUGCGUCGUUUCGUCCCUGGACUGCGGAGGAUUUCUUGUUGGAUAAAGGCGGAGACAACGCGUUCUAUGCAGCGAACUCGAAAGCUUUGAAUAGCGUUCAGUUCAGCGCCCUUUCUGCACGCAUGGUCGCAGAAGUUCGACAGUGCAAGAAGGAAUGCACCACAAAAACGGUGAAGGUGAACGGUAAGAACACAAAGACCCCAAAGUGCACCUACACGCUGGUGUGGUCAGACAAGGUGCUGGACGUCAUCACAGGGCCCGAGGGAGGGCCUCCUGGACCUCCUUCUGACGCCAGGAAGAGCUGCCCUGGCUUGAAGAGAUACCAGGGGUCGGCGCACGUCCCCAGCGCAAUCUCGGAUAAGCUGGGACAGCAGACCCAGUUUUCCGAGGAAGUCCGGACCCAGGAGGUAAACGAGGCCAAGGCCUUCAAGCUGAACGCGGACCUCGUGAGGAUGGUGCUCCCGACGGAGGAGGCGCACGCCGCAAUCUACAUGCCCGCCGCGGCGCAGGGAGGGCCCCAGGCGCUGGACUGCAGCGCGGUGGAGUCACUGGUCGGUUGCGUGAGGCUGCGAUUCGAGAAGAGCACGGCCACUUCCGUGUCGGUGUUCACCCACGUGGUUGCGGACGGAGAGACGGAAGCGCAGAGGAUGCCCUCUGCCUGGGGUUGCCCAGGGAAGCCGUGGCAGGCGCUCCAGGAGGGCAUCCUGUCCAAGGAUGCCGCCGUGCAGGCCCUGAAGGAUGCCAACGCCGCGCAGGUGAUCCUGUUGCGGGUUGGGUUCGUUGUGCUGGCCUGGGUGAGCGUGUACUGCGUAUUGUCCCCCAUCUCCGCCAUAGCCGAGCUGUUCGGGGGCCUCGCGAACAUGAUCCCGUUCGUCGGGGGGUACCUCGAGGACUUCAUCGAGGGCGUGGUGGACGCCGUCCUGUGCGCCAUCUCGUGCAGCGUCGGCCUCUCCUGCUCGUUCUUCGUCAUGGGCGUGGUCUGGCUCUUCAUGCGGCCCCUCUACGGCGCCGGCAUGCUGCUCGUGUGCGCGGCGCUGUGUGCCUGCGCAUGCCUCGUGCGCCAGCGGGCCGGCGCGCCCCGGAAGCGGCAGGCGCGCGAGGUCUCGGCGGGCGGGACCUGCCUGGAGAUGCAGCCCUCCCCGCCGCCCGCCGUGGCGGCGGCGGCUGUGCCGAUGGCGGCGCAGCCCAUGGCGCAGCCGAUGGUGGGCCCGGCGAUGAACUCCAGCUACGCGCCGCCGGCGAUGGCGGUGCAGCCCCUGGCGCAGCCGGUGCUGGGGCAGCCAGUGGUGGGUCAGCCGAUGAUGGCGGCGCCCAUGGCGGUCGCCCAGCCGCCGGUCGCGCAGGCCGUCGUGGUGCCUCCGCCAGCCAUGAUGCAGGUCGCUUGCCCCGCGAACGUGGGGCCGGGGCAGGCGAUCUUCGUGCUGGCGCCCGACGGGCGGCAGUUGCAGGUGACCGUACCUGCGGGCGUGAGCCCGGGCAUGCAGUUCCAGGUGCAGGUGUGA
Molecule: messenger RNA, 3060 nt
Organism: Prorocentrum cordatum
Lineage: Eukaryota; Dinophyceae; Prorocentrales; Prorocentraceae
Source: the annotation of a GenBank genome assembly